AUGAAGAUAAAUCAACUAGACCAAAACGAAAUUGAAUCAAAAUAUAUCUGAAAUAUGUGCAAAAGCAAUAUUAAUACGAUACAAAGAUUUAGAUGAUUUUGUAAUAGAUUAUUCCCAGGAAUCAAUGGAUUUUUUGAUAUCAGAUAUUGAAUGGCUCUUCCCAAUAAUCAAUUUUUUGGGAUAGCGAGUGCGCGUUUUCUGCUGUUCUUAUUCAUAUCAGAUGAAAAUUUUAAUAUAAAUCCAAUAAAAAACUCCUUAUACCAGAAGCAUGCUCCUUAUUCAGGCUAUUUUUCCUCUUGCUUUUAUGAUGAUUCUAUUUUUGUCUUAGAACAGGAGCACGAAGACAGCAGUAGCAUUGAUAGCUUUAAAAGAUACAUUAUUUCUCAGAAUAAAUGAAUGAAUUAA
Blepharisma stoltei is the source of this 405-nucleotide messenger RNA. The record is from the annotation of a GenBank genome assembly. Lineage: Eukaryota; Ciliophora; Heterotrichea; Heterotrichida; Blepharismidae.